Messenger RNA from Cololabis saira (Pacific saury), 483 nucleotides. RefSeq lists its product as uncharacterized. Bases 133 to 483 code for a protein of 116 amino acids. The record is from RefSeq and is a predicted model, not a curated record. The transcript is spliced from 3 exons. Lineage: Eukaryota; Metazoa; Chordata; Actinopteri; Beloniformes; Belonidae.
ACUACCACGGCCGCCCCUACUGCUUCCACGGCCGCCCCUACUACUACCACGGCCGCCCCUACUGCUUCCACGGCCGCCCCUACUACUACCACGGCCGCCCCUACUACUUCCACAGCCGCCGCUACUACUUCCAUGCCCGUCUCUACUACUUCCAUGGGAAAUAGUGCAGCCACCACCACCCCGAGCCCCCUCAGCGCUACUUCCUCUACUAUGUCUGCGGCCUCUCCAACCUCAACCUCCACCUCUAUGAUGAUGACCGGUAGCGCAGCAAGCGGCACCACCCAGCCCAGCAUCUCAACCACUUCUGGAGGGGGUUCAACCAUGAUGACCCAGUCUAACACAAUGACUUCAUCUCCCAUGACAUCAGACAAUGGUUCCUCAUACACAAUGACUCCCUCUUCUUCUAACAGCAGCACAGAUGUUAUGAAUGGAACCACAAUGUGGAAUGAGACUUCAAUGAACAUGGCAAGUCUAGCUUUAUAG